Molecule: messenger RNA, 1469 nt
Organism: Cucurbita moschata (crookneck pumpkin)
Lineage: Eukaryota; Viridiplantae; Streptophyta; Magnoliopsida; Cucurbitales; Cucurbitaceae
Product: chloroplast processing peptidase-like
Exons: 5
Coding region: 158-1177 (339 amino acids)
Biological process (GO): thylakoid membrane organization
Cellular component (GO): chloroplast thylakoid membrane
Molecular function (GO): serine-type endopeptidase activity
Source: RefSeq, a predicted model, not a curated record
AAUAAAAGUUCCAAACUUUCCAAUCUUUUUAUGGUGUUUAGAAAAAUCAAUAUAUUCACAUCUAAUCCGCUCCGUCUACGAAUAAAAACAUUCCCAAUUGGAACCCCAACAGCCUGAAUUUGAAAUUCAUCACAGAGGCGCAAUUCUGCCACAGAGGAUGCCAUCUCUUCAUCUCCUCUCGUCAGUAUCUUCUUUUGACAACCCUUCUCUACAACGUGCGCGCCUAUCGAAACCCGGUAACAGUUCUAAUCCCCCAAUUCAUUCAAAUGCCAUUUCCCCAAAAUUCGCACAUGCCCACUUCGCCAAUCGCUCUAUUUCCCCUUCUGUAACUCUCAGUCAAUUGCGUAUUCAAUCCCGAAGCAGUGGUUUUCUACCCUUUAAGCCUCCAAACGAUGGAGCCCACUGGAAGAGGUGUUACUGUAGUGCUGUUAAUGACUCUGACGAGAAAACUAGGUCAGUUUUGGACUCCAGUGGCGGCGGCGAUGGAGGUGAAGCCGGCGAUGGAAGUGAUGAUAAUGGGAAGGUGGAUAAGCAAAAGGGUUCUUCUGGGUUUCUGCCGGAAUGGUUGAAUUUAACUUCGGACGACGCCAAAACGGUCCUUGCAGCCAUUGCAAUAUCUCUUGCCUUCAGGACGUUUAUUGCAGAACCGAGGUACAUUCCGUCGCUAUCAAUGUAUCCUACCUUUGAUGUUGGGGAUCGACUUGUAGCAGAGAAGGUCACAUACUAUUUCAGAAAGCCUUGUGCUAACGAUAUCGUGAUAUUUAAAAGCCCACCAGUGCUUCAGGAAGUAGGAUAUACAGAUGAAGAUGUCUUCAUUAAAAGAGUUGUUGCUAAAGGAGGUGAUACUGUGGAGGUCCGGAAGGGCAAACUUAUUGUCAAUGGGGUCGAGAGAGACGAAAAGUUUAUCCUUGAACCACCAUCAUACGACAUGACUCCGGUUCAAGUGCCAGAAAACUCGGUGUUUGUGAUGGGCGACAAUCGCAAUAACAGCUAUGAUUCUCAUGUGUGGGGUCCACUGCCAGCCAAAAAUAUAAUAGGAAGAUCACUAUUCCGCUAUUGGCCUCCGAACAGGAUUGGUGGAACCGUUAUCGAGCCUAGCUGUGCUACUGAUAAACAAGAGGGCACUCCUUCCACACCAGAGAUUUCCAGCCAACAGACCACAAAUUCUCAACCGUAACAGUUUCGGUCAUGUUCUUGUAAGUUCAGUUGGUUGUUCUGCAAAUGCCUUAUAGUUCCCAUUCGCUCCCCUGUAAUUUUGAAGCUCUUUUUUGUUGAAUGAACUGGGCAUUUUGUGCAAGGCCUUAUUUACUGUUGAUCUUGGUUUAUGCAAGUUACUAGAGAUGACUCUCAGUGUUGAGAGAUCUGAACUAGUGACAUUGCCAUUCUUUGUGAACCCAAUUGAACAGUACAAGCUAGUUAUGAUAUAGGAAUAUGUGCUCUUGAAAUUGAAAACUAGAUAAAUUGCUGCA